Opisthorchis viverrini is the source of this 1039-nucleotide messenger RNA. RefSeq lists its product as hypothetical. The transcript has 6 exons. Lineage: Eukaryota; Metazoa; Platyhelminthes; Trematoda; Opisthorchiida; Opisthorchiidae. The record is from RefSeq and is a predicted model, not a curated record. Gene Ontology annotation, cellular component: nucleus; cytoplasm. The coding region runs from base 1 to 825 and encodes 274 amino acids. Gene Ontology annotation, molecular function: protein serine/threonine phosphatase activity.
AUGUUCCCUCCCACGUUUGAUCUAGAAGCAUUUAUCGCUCGACUGCUUCAAGGUGAUAUUCACGGUCAGUAUUCAGAUCUACUCCGUCUGUUCGAGCUCGGUGGCUGGCCGCCCACUUCCAACUACCUAUUCCUCGGAGACUACGUGGAUCGAGGCAAACAGAGUUUGGAAACAAUCUGUCUACUGCUUGCCUACAAAAUACGCUAUCCGGAAAACUUUUUUCUUCUCCGUGGCAAUCAUGAGUGCGCAGCAAUAAAUCGUAUCUAUGGAUUUUAUGAUGAAUGCAAACGUCGAUUCAGCAUUAAAUUAUGGAAAAUAUUCUCAGAUUGCUUCAACUGUCUGCCGGUUGCGGCGAUCGUUGGGGACAAAAUCUUCUGCUGUCAUGGUGGCCUUUCUCCCGAUCUUCAAAAUAUGGACCAAAUUCGUCAAAUAAUCAGGCCAACUGACGUUCCAGACACGGGUUUACUCUGUGACCUUCUCUGGUCCGAUCCGAACCAGGAUAUCACAGGCUGGAUAGAAAGCAAUCGAAACGUGAGCUUUCACUUCGGAGUGGAUGUGGUGAGCAAAUUCCUCUCCCGGCACGAUUUGGACUUAAUUUGUCGUGCGCACGAAGUGGUCGAGGAUGGCUACGAAUUCUUCGGGCGACGUCAGCUGGUGACAAUCUUUUCGGCACCAAAUUAUGGGGAUGAUUUCAAUAACGCUGGAGGCAUGAUGAAAGUAGACGAGAACCUGACAUGUUCAUUCCAGAUCCUCAAACCAUCGGAUAAGAAACUUCGAUACAUGUACAUUCCGAAAACAGCCCCCACGAAGCCGCGAAGCUCGUGAGAAUGGAGCAAUCACCAAUUUUUUAUCUUGUAAAUGCAUCUCGCCACUUCGGGAAUCCGACCAAAGAUCACUUCGUGUACCUCCUAACCGUAUGCAACAUAAACAAACGCCACCUAACUAUUUGACAAAACCCAAAUCCCCAUUUCCAAUAACCUGUGAUAAACCACUGAUCUUUUUACACAAUAAACGGAAUAACAGUCCAGGUAGAUCUGAG